UAUCCGGAUCAGGGCUCAGUUCUCGGAGCUGCGGCAUGUCGUUCUACCGAAACUCUCUGCAUUGAUGACUAUCUAAUUUACCUUCAAAAGAUCGGUUUUGAUGGUCCUGACGAGGGACAGAUAGAUGAAUUGAACUUCCUCUUUCAGGCCAACCAUUUACCUAUUUCCGUUUUUCAACCUAACGUUCAAAAUCGUGAUCGGGAGUCAAGUGCAUCUCAGACCUUUCCUACACCGACUACUUCCACCAGUUGUGCUACCGUAAAGCCUGGGCCGGCUGAAAUUGAUCUGGCGUCUCACCUGGUUGUGUCAGUCAAACCUGAACAGGAUGACUUGCUACUUACUCCUCAACAUGCCAGCUCUGUCGAUGAAUUCACUUUGGACACAGAAUCCUCGGAAAAUGUGACCGAUUUUACGCCCCGAAAACCUUCAGUAUCAAAAAGGACUCUGGAAUCUUUCGAAGGCGCUUGUUCUACUCUUGGUUGUACCAGGAUGCCUUCAGAGUACCUCGAUCUUAGUCCUUCUCCGUACGGUUCUGUAGUUAGAUCGCUGCAGUGCUACACGGAAUCUGGAAGCCCUCCACCAGCGCCAUUCAUCACACGAGCUGCACUCUCAAGUCAU
Hydatigera taeniaeformis is the source of this 618-nucleotide messenger RNA. The record is from the annotation of a GenBank genome assembly. Lineage: Eukaryota; Metazoa; Platyhelminthes; Cestoda; Cyclophyllidea; Taeniidae.